Messenger RNA from Chaetomium fimeti, 814 nucleotides. RefSeq lists its product as uncharacterized. Lineage: Eukaryota; Fungi; Ascomycota; Sordariomycetes; Sordariales; Chaetomiaceae. The record is from RefSeq and is a predicted model, not a curated record. The coding region runs from base 153 to 668 and encodes 171 amino acids. The transcript has 3 exons.
GGUAGGCAUCCAGUCUGCACCAAGUCAAACGAGUAUCUCUCAGCUUGAGGGCAAUCAAGAAAGCCCGGGCCCAUGGCUGUGCUCCGACGAGUCUAUGGCUAAAGUUUAACUAGCUCUCAUCGGACCGACCUGCCAAACGGCCGAAACCCACCAUGGACCCCGAGCCGCUCGACAUCCCGGGCCUCCAAAAGAGAUUCCAUGGUCUCAACGCCGACCUGACCUAUGAUAAAACAGCAACACCCUAUGAUGAAACAGAAACAGCAACACACCCGCACUCGAUCUACCACAAGUAUCGCGCGUACAAGGACCCCCACGACGCAGCAACCCACUUCGCCGGUGAAUACAAGAAAGGCGCUGUGAAAGGCUCCCUGCACGAGACGGACCGUGACGGCCUCGUGGGUAUGGUCGGACAGAAAUGGUAUACCCACCAAGAGCAUAUAGCAAUGAGAGAGCUAGCCGCCAGCGCGGCCACGAACUUCCAAACCACCGCCGAACGUCGUCGUUCAUUCAACGAAACGUACGAGGAAGUUUUGAAAGCCGCCGGUAGGCUGAGGACUCCGCAUAAUCCUAACGAAACCUAUGAUGGCCAUGUGACGCAGCAAAGGCAGACAGCAUCCUCCGCAAAGAAAUAUGCCAGGUUCCGCAAGGGUCACGAAAAGUUUGUCUAGGCUACCCUGGCGGCUCUCGCAGUAUUGUCUUCGUAACAGCUGGUAGGAAUGAUGAAUUGGAUUCACGCCUGGCUUCUACCACGUAUUAUGUGGUAGGAGAAGAAAGUAGUGCCUUGUAGAUAAAGCAACAGCGCUAUGUUUUACCC